Molecule: messenger RNA, 1203 nt
Organism: Perkinsus marinus ATCC 50983
Lineage: Eukaryota; Perkinsozoa; Perkinsida; Perkinsidae
Exons: 1
Coding region: 1-897 (298 amino acids)
Source: RefSeq, a predicted model, not a curated record
AUGGAGUCGGUUGAUGAUGCGGCAUCCGAUGGUAUACCUUGGAUUAGGUUGCAACCCGCCAGGAUAACAUAUGUCAAGUUCGGGACAUUGGCCGAGAAACGGCUCGACGCCUGGCAGCAUUGGGCUGCUCUCACUCUAUCCUCUCUGGCGAUUAUGGUUGUGGCUGCCCACUUUGUGGUUUGCUUCCGUGGCAUAUACUCCAAAGGGGCUGCUGCAGGCAGUGGUGAUCUCAUUGCUCUGCAGCAACAGCUGAAUAGCGUCCAUCACACGGCAAGGACGUACGGGCUGCCCAUCGACGAAGGCCAUCCUUUGCACUCUUUGAUAGCUUCAGACAAGGGGCCAUCGUCACCUACCAAAGGGUCUCCAUUGAGGGGCUUCGGCAAUAAGCGUGGGCUCAACGGUGGUCGCGAUAGUGGCCCUAGACAGCAGCUCCAGUUUGAUAGGUUUGUCGUGAGGGGAGCCAAUCCGAGUUCAUUCAGCGCAGAUGGGGGUCAUCAUCCUGGUCUGCACUCGGGCUUUGCAUCGAAGCCCUUGUCUGCGGGGGCCAGCAGCAGGGUUGGCCCUCCUCGUGGGUAUCAUAUCGUCAAUAAAUGGGGACGUGGCGGUAGGCAUAACCCAGGAUGGAUAGGAGGGUAUUAUAGGCCUAGUUAUGCAAUGAAGGAUAUGUUUGACCUAGCCUCUGGCGAUGAUGAUGAUGAUAAUGGAGAGGAGCGUGGUACUGCAGCAGGGGAGGUAUAUUACGGCUUAGAUGGUCGAGCACGUGUGGUUCAAUAUCCACAGACGUUAAUGGUGCCAGAGGAUGACGAAACCCCUGAGGAGUUCGCUGCUAGACAGAAGAGUCGAAGGGCGUACGAGCAUUCAAGUGGUGCAGGGGGUUCGGCUCUGUCGCGACGGUGAUGAUCGCUAUCUUUCUGUUGGUCGUCAUUUACUGAGCCGUCGUGGCUUUCUGCGUUGUAAAACCCGUCAUUCGGUUUCUAAUAUUCUUUUACUACAGUGCUCGAUUGCAGACCGUGUGCUACAGUCCAAGUAGCUCCACAUGGCUUGGUUAGGCUCACAACGCCCUGUAGGGACCCAGCUAGGGACCCAGCUAGCUUUCACCUCAGCUAGCCCUCUUUUAUUUGCAUCUUAACUAUUCUCACGCCGCAUCGCGAUUACCUAACAUAAUAUUUGCCACCAUUUUUACUUCUUCUUAUCCUCCUCCGA